This is a messenger RNA of Eurypyga helias (sunbittern), 1291 nucleotides long. It is a transcript of the gene INTS10, whose product is annotated as integrator complex subunit 10. Lineage: Eukaryota; Metazoa; Chordata; Aves; Eurypygiformes; Eurypygidae. Gene Ontology annotation, biological process: snRNA processing. The coding region runs from base 14 to 1291 and encodes 425 amino acids. The transcript has 10 exons. The record is from RefSeq and is a predicted model, not a curated record. Gene Ontology annotation, cellular component: integrator complex.
UCUUCAGUAUGAGAUGUACACGAUCGAGAGGAAUGCUGAAAGGACAGCGUCUGCGGGCAGGCUGCUCUAUGACAUGUUUGUGAAUUUUCCUGACCAACCUGCUGUGUGGAGGGAGAUUAGCGUUAUUACGUCAGCAUUAAGGAAUGACUCGGAGGACAAGCAGACGCAGUUUUUAAGAGGACUAUUUGAAACCCUUCCUGGUCGGAUCCAAUGUGAAAUGUUACUGAAAGCCACGGAGCAGUGUUUUAACACAAUUGAAAGGGCAGAAAUGCUGCUGCUACUGCUGCGACGUUUCCCAGAGACUGUGGUGCAACAUGGGGUAGGCCUUGGAGAAACGCUGUUAGACGCUGAAAGUAUUGAAGAGCAAGAAUCCCCGGUGAAUUGUUUUAGAAAGUUAUUUGUUUGUGACGUUCUUCCUCUAAUAAUUAACAACCCCGAUGUUCGACUUCCUGCCAGCUUGUUAUAUAAAUACCUGAAUAAAGCAGCUGAAUUUUAUAUUAACUAUGUAACUAGAUCUACACAGACAGAAAGCCAGUAUCAAGGUUCCCAAGAUUCCUCUGAUAUUAUGUCUCCAAGCAAGCGUAACUCUCAGAAAUAUGUAAUAGAUGGUCUCACAGAGAAAUCAUCCCAGAUUACAGAUCCUUGGGAGAGGCUGUUUAAAAUACUGUCUGUGGUGGGAAUGAGGUGUGAAUGGCAAAUGGAUAAGGGAAGAAGAAGUUUCGGUGAUAUUUUGCAUCGAAUGAAAGACCUCUGCCGGUACAUCAGUAACUUUGAUAGUGACGCGCAUGCUAAAUACAAGAAUCAAGUAGUGUAUUCCACGAUGUUGGUCUUCUUUAAAAACGCAUUCCAGUACGUCAGCAACAUCCAGCCAUCGCUCUUUCAAGGUCCAAAUGCUCCAAACCGAGCCCCACUGGUUCUUCUUGAGGAUGUGACCAACGUCUAUGGCGAUACAGAUAUUGAUCGUAGCAAACACGUACACAAAAAGAGGAAACUUGCAGAGGGAAGAGAAAAAACAAUGAGCUCAGAUGAUGAGGAUCCUUCUGGGAAGGCGCGAAGUCGCCAUAUUGCAGUAAACAAGGCAGAUCUUGCAAACUCUAUGGAAGUACUGGAGAGCUUUAAACUGGCAAGAGAGAGCUGGGAGCUGCUGUAUUCGCUGGAAUCACUCGACAAAGAGUUCACCAGAAUUUGUUUGUCAUGGAAGACAGACACCUGGCUUUGGCUAAGAAUCUUUCUUACAGACAUGAUCAUCUACCAGGUAAAAACGACACCAUUACUUUGUUCUUCUUUCUAG